Molecule: messenger RNA, 1637 nt
Organism: Calliphora vicina (urban bluebottle blowfly)
Lineage: Eukaryota; Metazoa; Arthropoda; Insecta; Diptera; Calliphoridae
Product: WW domain-binding protein 4
Exons: 5
Coding region: 28-1053 (341 amino acids)
Biological process (GO): mRNA splicing, via spliceosome
Cellular component (GO): precatalytic spliceosome; nucleus
Molecular function (GO): protein binding; zinc ion binding; RNA binding
Source: RefSeq, a predicted model, not a curated record
CCAGAUUUACUAUUAUUUUUCAUAAAAAUGGCGGACUACUGGAAAUCGAAUGAGCGCAAAUAUUGUGAUUUUUGCAAAUGCUGGAUAAGUGACAAUAAAGCGAGCAUUUCCUUCCACGAAAAUGGCAAACGACAUAAGUUGAAUGUGGCCAAACGCAUAACAGACAUUAGCCGUAACAGUGAAAAGUCUGAACAGGAAAAACGUAAAAUGGAUGCUGAAAUACGCAAAAUGGAAGAUGCAGCCAUGCGUUCCUAUGCCCACGACAUACAUAGUCGUGGGGAUUUAACGGCACGCUCUAUAAAUGCUGUAAUGACGGCUGGUGUGCGUCCAUCAACAAGUGCAGGAACAUCUAGCGUAGAAAGCAAUACAUUUAGACAAGUUGAUCCCAUGCGUUUGGCUGGUAAUUCCGAUGAAGAGGGGGGCGAAGUGGGUCCACGUGUGGGCAUACCAUAUAUAGAUCAUUCCAGUGUGCCAAAUGCUUCGCUGUGGGUGGAAGGUGUAAAUGAUGAUGGUUACUCAUACUAUUGGAAUGUAAAGACCAAUGAAAGUGUAUGGCAAGCUCCCAAAGAGGGUUACCUAUCAUGGAAGGAAUACCAACGUAUCAAUGAUUUGGCGGUAAAACAACAAGAAAUACAAGAAGCCGAGCAGGCCAAGAAAUUUCGUGAGAAUGUCAAUGAAGAAGUGGCGCGUUAUAAUCGUGAGCGUUUAAAGAUGUAUAGACAACCAGCCACCAAGCAAGAGCAGAAGGCAGAAGAAGAGCGCAAAGAUGGUUUUAAAACCGAAGAACAAGCCAAAGCACCCGAAAUAGGCCAAUGGCAGGUGGUGGAAAAUAUACCUGCUCCGGCUCCGAUUGAUUUGGAGCUACCAGUUUUAAAUAACUACUAUGUACCUCCCGUUGUCUCAGAAAUAACCUAUGAACCUCCAGUUAAACGUUUUAAAGAGAAGACAAUUGAAACUUUAGAUCCAGAAGUUGCUAGCAAUACUUCAACAUCAUUUAAAAAGCGCAAAUUUGCUGCCAAAGGAAAUGCCCGUAAGCGUUUAGAUGACGAUUAAUAUGUUCAAAGAUUUGUGGUGAUUUUAGGGUUAAGAUUAAAAAAAUGAGGAAUAUUUCUAAGUAGCAGCUGGACAUUAAUAUUUCUAACUUAACUUGUUAACAAAUAAGCUAAUGGUAUUCAUCUGAAAACACAAAUGAUUAUUAAAGUUGCAAAAGGUUUUAAACAUGAAUUUUGAAUGGAAAAUGUGCCUGGUUAACAAUUGGUUUAGUAAUCGUUUGUGAAAAAGCUACAAUGCAGAGAGAUACUUGAAAGCACAUCCAAAAGGCGGGUAUUAUACAACUAUAAUGCUGCUACUAAUUUAUUAAUUUCUAGUUAAAAUACGUUAUUUAUUUGCAAAUAAAUAACUCUUUAUAAACAAAUGAUAAUUUUAGUGUUUUUAUAAUGCAUUACUUAUUUUGCCAUUAAUUCUUUGUAAAAUUUAGAUAAAAUGUUAAUUUAUAUUAUGAAAAACAAUAUAAAAGUAAGUAGCAUUUCAAUUAAAGCUAUUUUUUAUUUCUAAUUUUAAGAAAAUAACUUUUAAAUAAAUAUUCUGUAUUAUAUUUAAAAUAAAUUAAAAAAUACAAAUUAAAAACUACUAAUAAA